This is a messenger RNA of Colletotrichum truncatum, 2766 nucleotides long. RefSeq names its product SET domain-containing protein. Gene Ontology annotation, cellular component: nucleus; chromosome. Lineage: Eukaryota; Fungi; Ascomycota; Sordariomycetes; Glomerellales; Glomerellaceae. The record is from RefSeq and is a predicted model, not a curated record. Gene Ontology annotation, molecular function: protein binding; histone H3K36 methyltransferase activity. Gene Ontology annotation, biological process: regulation of DNA-templated transcription.
AUGGAGGAUGAAGCUCUGGCGACGGUGAAGAUGGAGGAGGUUAAAAUCGAAGAUAGCCCUGCGCCAAAUGGCAUCAAGAUGGAGCGGGAUACGAGCAGGACGUCUUCGCAGAACAAGAGCAGUCACGGCUCACGCGCCGUCAGCAUGUCUCCCGGCGACGACAACGCCAACGACGAUGCCGGCUCGACGCCGGGCACGAACAAUCGAUCGAGACUUUCUCGCAAGGUGUCGCAGAAGCCGGUGAAGCGUGAAGCGCCGCUUUUCGGCGACUUGCCUGAUAUGACGGAGGAAUCAUGCAGUACCUUCCAGGUUAUCCCAGACUGCCUUUACGGAUCGAAACACAUGGGGUCUACUGAUAAUGAUGCCUUGGACUGCGAUUGCCGUUCCGAGUGGCAAGACGGAAAAAAUUACUCAUGCGGCGAGGACUCCGACUGCAUUAACAGAGCGACGAAGAUGGAGUGUGUUGUGGGUGUCGGCAAUUGUGGCGAUGGCUGCCAGAACCAGAGAUUUCAGCGCAAACAGUAUGCCAACGUUUCAGUCAUCAAGACCGAGAAGAAGGGAUUCGGCCUCCGCGCCAACGCCGACAUGCAAGCCAAUGACUUUAUUUUCGAAUACAUCGGUGAGGUUAUCAACGAACCGACUUUUCGGCGGCGCAUGAUGCAGUACGACGACGAAGGUAUUAAACAUUUUUACUUCAUGUCGCUCACCAAGCACGAGUUUGUCGAUGCGACAAAGAAGGGCAAUCUAGGUCGGUUUUGCAACCAUUCUUGCAAUCCGAAUUGCUACGUUGACAAAUGGGUUGUGGGAGAAAAGCUUCGGAUGGGUAUUUUUACCUCACGCAAAAUCAGGGCUGGCGAGGAGUUGGUGUUCAACUACAAUGUCGACCGCUACGGAGCCGACCCGCAGCCCUGCUACUGUGGCGAGCCCAACUGCACUGGAUUCAUUGGUGGCAAGACCCAGACCGAGCGGGCAACCAAACUACCCCUUGCAACUGUGGAAGCCCUUGGUAUCGACGAUGGCGACAGCUGGGAUACUGCCGUGGCCAAAAAGCCUCGCAAGAAGAAGCCAGAGGAGGAUGAUGAGGAGUACGUUAACAGCGUGCAGGCCCGCAGUCUCAAUGAGGAUGGUGCACGCAAGGUUAUGGCGACCUUGAUGCAAUGCAAGGAGAAGUGGAUUGCGGUCAAGCUGUUGGAGCGUAUUCAGCAGUGCGAUGAUGAACGUGUGAUACACUGUGUCAUGCGCAUGCACGCCUACCAGAUCCUUAAGACCACCCUCAACACAUUCAUUGACGACCACAAUGUCGUGCUUCAGGUCUUGAAUAUUCUCGACAAAUUUCCCAGGCUGACGCGAAACAAAAUCGAAGCUUCAAAGAUUGAAGCGACAAUUGACGGCCUUACACAUUCAGAACAUCAGAAUGUCAGCGCAAAGUCAAAGAAACUGUUGGAAGAAUGGGCAAAGCUCGAGCUAGGCUACCGUAUUGGGAAGCGAAAGUUUGACCCCAACGCCUCUGCGACGAACUCCUUCCAAGAAAGACGCAACGCAGACCGCGAGGAAGACGUUACCGCCAAAUCAACUCCCGAUCCAUUGCAGAAUGUUGAGAUUCCAAAAGGCCCACGAAGCAGCAUGCCGCAACGAAACCCGCAUUUCUUCAAUGGGCCGCCUCGCCAUCGAAGACCCCAGAAUUUCCACAACAACGGCCCUCUGCCAGCCGGAUGGUUCACAGCAGCAGAUCAACGUGGAAACACCUACUUCUAUAGUAAGAAUGGUGUUACAACGUGGCAGCGGCCAACGAAGCCUGCCGACGCGCAAAAGCCAACUAACAAGGUUCUGCAAGAGCAACAAUUGCUGAAAAACAUUAUUGAUCAAGUCACAAAGGAGCAAACCCCCAGACCUUCAGCUUCACAGACGCCGCAGCGGGCCGAAACCCCUGUCCAAGAGACAAAGCAAGAAAAGUGGCGCUCUCUUAGCGUUGAAAAGCAGAUGAAGAUCUAUGAGAAUACGCUCUUCCCCCACGUAAAAUACGUGAUCGAUAAGUAUAGACAUAAAUUGCCUAAAGAGGAUCUCAAGAAACUUGGCAAAGAUGUCAACAAGAAGCUAGUCUCAUCGGACUACAAGAGGAACCGUGUACAGGACCCUACAGUCCCCUUGGAUCAGAAGCAGGCCAGGAAGGUGAAGACCUACGUCAAGGAUUUUCUGGACAAGGCCGUCGUAAAAAUGAAGAGUUAUGAGAGAGAGAAGGCUACACGACAGGACAAGACAAAAGGCCCAAGCUCUGCCCCUGCGGCUGCAGACGGUGAUAUCACCGUGGCUGAUGUAGCUGAUGAAGUGAUGCUUUCGGAUGAUGAAGACGCCGGUUCAACGGGCAGCCCGGAAAAGAAGCGGAAGCGUGAGGAAGAGGCGGCUGAGUCACUGGACCUCACUCCUAAUGAUGGCCCUUCGACAAAGCGCUUGAGGGAGGAUGAUGUGGAGGACGGCGCACCACCGCCUCCUCCACCUCCACCACCCACAGAACCGGUUCCUACCGAUUCCCCGGAGUCUCUGACUGAAGAGCAACAAGCGCUUAGAGAGCAGGAGGAAGCUCUGAUGAGAGAGAAUGAAGAAGCAGAGCGGCUCGAGGAAGAGGCCACCAAGGCCCAGGGAAUGAAUGAGGAAAUCAUGCCCCGGAUAAACGGUGGCGUAAUAGUAACUGGUGAAGGAGAUCUCGCUAGCGACCCUCGCACCAAGGGCAACGAGACGGCUCGACAACAGGAGGUUCUCGGCCACUAG